Colletotrichum godetiae is the source of this 790-nucleotide messenger RNA. RefSeq lists its product as uncharacterized. NCBI's taxonomy places the organism in Eukaryota, Fungi, Ascomycota, Sordariomycetes, Glomerellales, Glomerellaceae. The transcript is spliced from 3 exons. The coding region runs from base 121 to 576 and encodes 151 amino acids. The record is from RefSeq and is a predicted model, not a curated record.
CUUCGCUACCCACACACACACUUCCUUGCUCAUCAGCAUCUUUCAUUCUUGCUUUCUGUAUCAACAGAUUCAUCAAUACAAACACACACACUUCCCCAAUCAACUCAUCCAAUCGCAACCAUGCGUCCCUCUACUAUCGCUAAGGGCUACACCUUUUACCUGGGCACCAGCCCUACCUUCACUCCUGAGCCUAUCAUCGGAGGCCAUGAUGGCGAUGCUUCCAACACUGGCUCCUAUGAGCUCGUCACCCUGAUUGGCACCUCUUCGAUCUGCUCGCAGGUCACCUCCGAGGUGUGCCAGGCCGUGUACAUCACCGAGACCUUCGCCGUCUCUAUCCCGGUUAUCACCACUGCCAUGGAGACCUCGUCCGUCGUCUCUGAGACUGGAACUACCUCCUCCACCAAGGAGUCUUCCACCAAGACUGAGACCUCUGUCUCCUCCACUGGAAAGGAGACCUCCACCACUGGCACCGCGACUCAGACUGUCGCCACUCCCACCCCUUCCUCCAAGGCUUCUAAGACUGAGGUUGUGGUUGUGUGCGCCAUCGCCGGAGCCAUUCUCAUGUAUUUCCUUUAAGGAAAUCAAGUCUAGCUAUUCGGUCACUGGCAGUUCUUCACUUGAAAUAGCCGGAAUGGGAUGGAUGGCUUAGGGAAUUGGUAUGGCUAAGGAAUUGGAACUUCAUCAAGGACUACAAGGGUUUCAGGUUCUUCAAGGCACAAGGUUUCGGAUGCAUCAGCUAGCAUUCACUUGACCCAGGACUCAGUACAGAAAAUUGACAUUACCUCGUCAC